Molecule: messenger RNA, 2461 nt
Organism: Helianthus annuus (common sunflower)
Lineage: Eukaryota; Viridiplantae; Streptophyta; Magnoliopsida; Asterales; Asteraceae
Product: probable LRR receptor-like serine/threonine-protein kinase At1g63430
Exons: 13
Coding region: 254-2236 (660 amino acids)
Biological process (GO): protein phosphorylation
Molecular function (GO): protein binding; ATP binding; protein kinase activity
Source: RefSeq, a predicted model, not a curated record
AAUAAAACAUUCCAAAUUUACAAAACCCCUCCUCUGUAAUUUUCUUGAAACCCUAUUGUCACCAAAUCUCUCUUCGACGUCAAGUUUUCACAAAUCUUUUUACAUCUUUAUACUGAAUUAGUUCAAGGGUUGCUGUUAAAACAUUCAUCCACUUGUAUCUUCAAGUUCUUGAUUUUGUUUUUACAAAAAAGAUUCUAUCUUUCAAGCUUUAUCUCUGUUUUUGUUUCUGGGUUUUUGUGGGAUUUCAAGAAAGAUGAAAGGGUUGCUUUCAUUUCAGUUUUUCUGUCUUACUCUGGGAUUGUUUCUUGCUACAAGUUUUGCUGUUCAACCAACUGAAGUUCAUUCUCUUACAAUGUUCAAAGAAGGUAUAUUUGAUGACCCAUCAUUGGUUUUAUCAAACUGGAAUGCCCUAGAUUCAGAUCCUUGUCAUUGGGUUGGUGUUUCUUGUUUUAAUGAUCAUGUUAUAAAAAUUAACAUUUCCGGUAGUUUGAUAAAGGGAUUCAUCGCCGAAGAACUGUUUCUUCUCUCGUUCUUACGCGAAUUGAUUCUACACGGGAACAAUCUCCGCGGUUCAAUACCUAAAGAAAUCGGAUUGCUAAAUCACUUAAAAGUCUUAGAUUUAGGUGGAAACCAGUUAUCCGGACCGAUUCCACACGAGAUUGCUAAUCUUGAUAGCAUUGUUAAAAUAAACUUACAAUCUAAUGCAUUGACCGGAAAUUUACCUCCGGAGCUUGGCAAUCUUAAGAAUCUUCAAGAGCUUCGGUUGGACCGAAAUAAACUGGAAGGAAUUAUUCCGGGUGCGAAUGUUACAGACUAUGGUUCUGCCAUGACAGGAAUGUAUGCCUCAAAUACGAAUGUUCUAGGUUUUUGUCACGCGUCUCCUUUAAGAGUUGCGGAUUUUUCAUUCAACUACCUUGUUGGAAGUAUACCUAAAUGCUUGGAAUAUCUUCCAAGGGACAGCUUUCGGGGCAACUGCAUAAAGUACAAAGAUAUCACACCACGGGCUCCUGAAGAGUGCGGUGCUGCUGCACCAGCUAAACCUCUACAGUCAGACGACAUGAAACACCAUCCUGUUGAAGAUAAACAAAAGCCCGUUACGCGUGCAUCAAAGCCCGCUUGGAUUUUAACUCUUGAAGUAGCGAUUGGAGUGAUGGUCGGGUGCGUCUUCCUUGCAGCCAUUUUUACAUCCGCUCACAGGUGGAAAGUCAAAUCACGGAAUAUCAUCACUACAUGGAAGAAGUCCAAAACCGAAAAGGAACAUAUGGAAAUCUUCAUUGACACUGAUAUGCUAAAGGACGUGAUGAGAUACAGUCGACAAGAACUUGAAGUUGCCUGCGAAGAUUUUAGCAACAUUAUCGGGUCAUCGUCGGAUAGUGUAGUUUACAAAGGAAACAUGAAACGUGGGCCCGAAAUUGCGGUUAUUUCUCUUUGCAACCGGGGAGAAAACUGGUUGAGCUGUCUUGAGCCUUAUUUUCAAAAAGAGGUGGCUGAUUUAGCUAGGCUAAAUCAUGAAAACGUUGCGAAAUUGCUGGGAUAUUGUAUCGAAGGUGUCCCGUUUACAAGGAUGUUAGUCUUUGAAUAUGCAUCUAACGGGACGUUAUACGAGCACCUUCAUUGCGAAGAAGGGUGUCAACUAAGUUGGACACGAAGAAUGACGAUCGUUUUAGGAAUCGCUAAAGGUCUAAAAUAUCUUCAUACAGAAAUCGAACCUCCAUUCACUAUAUCCGAGUUAAACUCUAGCGCGGUAUAUCUCACAGAAGAUUUCUCACCAAAGUUAGUUGAGUUUGAAAGCUGGAAAAGUAUUCUUACAAGAUUUGAGAACAACUCUAGCUCUAUUAGCAAUGCAGAUACCUUGUGUGUUCAACCCGGUUCGUUAGCAGCACGCCAGUCGGAUAUUCAGGGUAACAUCUGUGCAUUCGGCGUUCUUCUAUUGGAAAUCAUUAGCGGACGACCUCCGGUCGGCAAAGACAAGGGGUUACUAGUAGACUGGGCAAAAGAGUAUCUUGAAGAACCGGACAUGAUGUCGUCGGUUGUAGAUCCUGCACUGAAGCAUUUUAGAGCCGAGGAUCUUGAAGUGAUACGCGAGGUGGUUAUAAAUUGCAUUCAAGUAAGGAAUGGAGAUAUAGUGACCAUGCAAGAAGUGUGUGCAAUGCUGGAAAGCAAACUGGACACCACAGGCUCAUCAGAGCUCAAGGCCUCUUCGAUCGCCUGGGCUGAGCUGGCGCUUUCAUGUUGACCCGAGUUUCGUAAUAUCUAGCAAACACUGUACAUUCUACUGAUCAAUAUAUACCAUCUGAUUAGCAUUGGAUUAAAGAUGACUUUUUUUUUUUUUUUUUUUUUUUUUUUUUUGUAAAUUUUGUUUGGGGACAGAAGAGUAUAUGAUGAGUUGAUACUUACAAGUCUUGUUUUGUAACCAAGUUAUGGUUCUUGAAAAGAAUGACUAGAUUUUAAUCCAUUUUAA